Molecule: messenger RNA, 1506 nt
Organism: Clunio marinus
Lineage: Eukaryota; Metazoa; Arthropoda; Insecta; Diptera; Chironomidae
Source: the annotation of a GenBank genome assembly
AUGAUUUCGAACGCCUCAGUUGUGCUGAAAUUUUUGCUCAUUCUUUUUGCGAUAACGCAAAUUCUUUCUGAUGAACUGUUUAAAGGGUCAAACGCUGAGAACCAGUGUGAUGUAUCUUUAAGUGCCAGUGGACUAAUCUAUAAUGGAAAAGUGGUGAAAAGAAAUCAGUGGCCGUUCUUAGUGGCAUUGAUGAUGGUUGCCGAUAUGAAGUUUUUCUGUGGUGGAACUCUCAUUUCACGUAGUCAUGUCCUGACAGCUGCACAUUGUCUUCAAGAAAAAAGUCAGGAAACACCUCUAACACCAUCAGAAUUUGUUUUGCACCUCGGAAAAUAUAAUUUGAGUCUUGUCUAUGAACGUGGUUCAAUCACAGCUUUUCCAGAAAAGAUAAAAAUUCAUCCUAAUUGGAAUAUUCAUCAAGUGAAAUAUGAUUCAGACAUUGCAUUAAUUAAAAUUGAUGGAACUGUCCCAUUAAGAUCAAAUAUUUAUCCUGCGUGCUUGUGGACGUCUGCAUUAGGAAUGAGAAAUGUUCAAACUGGAACUGUUAUCGGAUGGGGAGUCAUCGAAGAUCAGUUGACAACCCAACAUCAAUUAGUUCCAAGACAAAUCAAACUCAAAAUUGUUACAAAUGAAAUUUGCUAUGAAGAUGAAUUUAUGGCAAGUGACAGUGGCGGAGGUUUAUAUAUGAAGGAUAAUAUUAAAUGGUUUAUUAAAGGAAUCGUUUCGUCUUCACUUUUCACGGACGAAGGAAUGUGUGACGUUGAAAGUUAUUCGAUCUUCACUGAUGUUUCCAAAUUUUCAAAUUGGAUAGCUAAGGAAAUGGACAUUGAAACUGAUAUGACGUGCGAGUUUAAAUCAGAAGACGGUACAAGAUAUCAAUGCUGGCCGAAAAACUUUGUCAUUCAGCAGCCUAAUGUAAAGGUCUCAGUUGUGAUGGGAGUUCAUUUAGGCCAAAGUAACAACAACGACGUCAAAGAAUUUUGUCUAAAAGACCAAGACACAUCAUAUCUGCCACAUGGAAUUCCUGAACUCUUUCCAAACCUAACAAGAUAUUAUGCACAGGGAACAAAAUUGAAGCACAUUCAAAGAAGUGAUUUCAGCGGAUUUCAAUUUUUGACAAACAUUGAUAUUGCUGAUAACGAAUUUGUUAAUAUUCCAGCAGACACCUUUUAUGAUGUGCCAGGUUUAAUAAUGUUAAGUCUUCGUGGAAGUCCAAUCGUUUCUUUUGACGCCGAUUUAUUAAUCAAUAGUCCCAAUUUAAUAGUAUUUUAUGCUUUCAUGAAUAAGAUUGAAUAUCUCGAUGGUCGACUUUUUAGGAAAAAUUUCAAUUUGGAGGGAAUUCACAUGGAUCAUAAUAAACUUAAGCACAUCGAUUUGGAAUUGUUUACACCUUUGAAGAAGUUGAAAGUAGUCAACUUUCGUCACAAUACUUGCAUUUCGGAACAUUUUCCUGAAACGAAAGAUUUAGAUAGCUUCAAAGCAAUAAUUGCGGCAAGUUGUAGUAUCUAG